Ipomoea nil (Japanese morning glory) is the source of this 1029-nucleotide messenger RNA. RefSeq names its product transcription factor bHLH85-like. Gene Ontology annotation, biological process: regulation of transcription by RNA polymerase II. The record is from RefSeq and is a predicted model, not a curated record. NCBI's taxonomy places the organism in Eukaryota, Viridiplantae, Streptophyta, Magnoliopsida, Solanales, Convolvulaceae. Gene Ontology annotation, molecular function: DNA-binding transcription factor activity, RNA polymerase II-specific; RNA polymerase II cis-regulatory region sequence-specific DNA binding; protein dimerization activity. Gene Ontology annotation, cellular component: nucleus. The transcript is spliced from 4 exons. Bases 1 to 876 code for a protein of 291 amino acids.
AUGGAGCUUGAAGGAGCUGCUUUCUUUGAUGAAGAAUGGGAUUCUUUGACCAAGAUGUUCUCUACCGAAAACGUUGAUUUUCUGGUUCAGCUCCAAGAUGAUAACUUUUUCUUGAAUGAUCAUGAAAAUGAAGCUCCAUUGUCGUUCUGGCAAGCUGUUGAAGCUAACAAGCUGAUCAAUGUAACAGAGGGUUUUUUCUCUGCUAACUGUUCUGAUGCUCCUAUGAUCAUCAACACCAAUAAUUUGCAGUAUUUUUCUCAAGAAAGUGGCAAUGGUGAUGAUCCCAAUUCUGAGAACAAUACUGUUUCUGAACCUGGAGAAGUUAUCAGCUUGAAGAGGAAGCUGGAGAGAGUAGAAGAACAGCAAACAUUCAAGAAUGAUUCAGCUCAAAAUCCCAGGAAAAAGCCUCAGGCUUCAAGAGAGACACAUAAGAACAAGAGAAAGGCAGUGUCGAAAUCGAAGAAAAACCAGAAGAUUAGUCACAACAGCAAUGAAGGAGAGGAAAUCAAUGGUGGACAGAAUACACAGAGCUCAAGCUGUAGCAGCAUUGAUGAUGAAUCUAACGGUGGGAUGGAGAGUUCAGAGUCCAAAGGAAAAUCAAGGGCCAGCAGAGGGGCUGCUACAGAUCCUCAAAGCUUAUAUGCAAGGAGAAGAAGGGAAAAAAUAAAUGAAAGAUUGAGAAUAUUGCAGAACCUCGUACCCAAUGGAACAAAGGUUGACAUUAGUACUAUGCUUGAGGAGGCUGUUCAUUAUGUCAAGUUCCUACAGCUUCAAAUUAAGUUACUAAGCUCAGAUGAUAUGUGGAUGUAUGCUCCAAUUGCCUACAAUGGAAUGGACAUUGGCCACUACCAGAAGAUGCAGCAGCCCACCUUGUGACCCUGCAAAUUAUGUUCAGAUGUUGAAAUUUUGUAUUAUUUCAUUUAUUAACAUUAUGUAACAACCCAUACCAAGAUUUUUAUUAUUAUUAUUAUUAAAUAUUAUUGAUACAUUAUUAUUACAUAUAUAGUGACAUUCUAAAAGAGUUCUUCU